Molecule: messenger RNA, 4959 nt
Organism: Osmerus eperlanus (European smelt)
Lineage: Eukaryota; Metazoa; Chordata; Actinopteri; Osmeriformes; Osmeridae
Product: R3H domain-containing protein 2
Molecular function (GO): nucleic acid binding
Source: RefSeq, a predicted model, not a curated record
ACAGCUCGCUACACAGAUGAAUGACGCCGACGCGCAGAAGCUGGAGCAGAGGGGAAUUAAAGGACUCGUUUAGUUUUAUUUUAUUUUACUUAAAGCCCCUAGCCGUAUUGUUUGCUACGUUUUUCUUUUAAAUUAUUUCUUUCUAACAGCCAGUAGAAAGCCUUUUCUACUGACUGUUUUCAUUCUCGGUGUGGUCCAAACGUUCGGGUCCCUCUCACGCGACGUCAACCUAGUUCCACAUAGCAGAGGUAGCAACACUACAAGUUUGCCACAAGACUCCAGUGGACGUCUUUACCCUUGGGGUCCUGGUUGGAGGGCCAAUCAUGUUGCAACACUGAGACAACCCCCUACCUUCCUUCCUCCCUCCCUCCCCCCGGCCUGCUGCCUCCCCCGCCGCUCCACCCCUCACCCCCCAGGCUGUGCUAUGGAAUGCCCUCCCCCCCCUGCCCGGCCCAGACCCGCAGUGUAGGACCAGCACAGCCCAGCACAACAGGGACACAGCCCACUGCUGUUGUCUGAAUAAGCUACGCCUGGGUGCCCUCCCUCCCCCCUCCCCUCCCCCCUGAAAUGAUGUCCAUGAGCUUGGCAGAACACACCCAGGCUGAGGGGGAGAGUGGACAGCUGGAUGACCCAGCAGCCAGCACAGACCAGCCCUCUCCCCAGCCUCAGAUCCAGCCUCAGCCUCAGCCCCAGCCCUCCCCCCAGCCCCAGCCUCAGAUCCAGCCCCAGGGCAAGGAGAGCACCAUGGGGGAGGGAAUAGAGGCUGAAGACUGCUCUGCACAAGACUCCCAGAGGCGGACUUCAAACCAUGGCCACACUAGAAAACGAGCCAAGUCCAACGCCAAGCUGAAGCUGGUGAGGAGCCUUGCGGUGUGUGAAGAAUCCUCAGGACCCUUCUCCAUAGACGGACCUUCCGACACCCAGGACAUCAUCCAACUGCAUAUCAGCUGUCCGUCUGACAAGGAGGAAGAGAAGUCCUCCAAGGACGAGUAUGAGAACGAGGAGAAGAACAAGGACAGGGCUCCUCGCAAGAUGCUGUCCCGCGACUCCAGUCAGGAGUACACAGACUCCACCGGCAUCGACGUGCACGAGUUUCUGGUCAACACACUGAAAAACAACCCCAGGGAUCGAAUGAUGCUGCUCAAACUAGAACAAGAUAUCCUGGAGUUCAUUAAUGACGACAAUAACCAGUACAAGAAGUUCCCCCAGAUGACAUCGUACCACCGCAUGCUGCUGCACCGCGUGGCCGCCUACUUUGGCAUGGAUCACAACGUAGACCAGACCGGCAAGGCCGUCAUCAUCAACAAGACAGGAAACACACGCAUCCCGGAGCAGAGGUUUUCAGAGCACAUCAAGGAUGAGAGGAACAUGGAUUUCCAGAAAAAGUUCAUCCUGAAGAGGGAUGACGCCAGCAUGGACAAGGACGAUAAUCAGAUCCGCGUGCCUUUGCAGGACGGGAGGCGCAGCAAGUCCAUCGAGGAGCGCGAAGAGGAGUACCAGAGGGUACGGGACCGCAUCUUCGCCAGGGAGUCCUCUCAGAAUGGAUACAUCAACGACAACAGCAGACUGUCCACUGAAGGCUACACCUCUAGCUCUCAAAAGAGGAGGCAGAUGUUUAGGGGUAACCGUGAAAGCUCCAGCCGUGCGUCGAGCAGUCGGCAGAGCAGCGUGGACAGCGACGUGAAGAGCCUGGACCCUCGCCCCUGGAGCAGCACCGACUCUGACAGCUCCAGCCGCACCCUGCGGCCCCCCGUCACCAAGGCCUCCAGCUUCUCAGGCAUCUCCAUCCUCACCCGGGGAGACAGUCUGGGGAGCAGGGGGGGGGGAGGGCGCUCUGGUAAGGAGGGGAGCAGGGGGGGGGCCCCAGACCAGUGUCCCCAGGCCCCAGCCCCCCAGCAGGGACGCAGCCUGCUGCCCUGCCCCCCCCAGGCCCCCCAGGCCCCCCAGGCCCCCCAGCCCCAGACUGCUCUGCUGCCCACACCCCCGCAGCACCCCAUGGGAAACCAUAUGCUGGCUCAGCCGGUGGUGACUCUGCAGUCCACCCAGCCUGUCUCGUACUCCAGCCCAUCCUGCCCCCAGGUCCUCCUGCCGGUCUCCCCUUCCCAGCAGUACUCCAUGGGUGAGGACCUAGCCCCUCCCUUCACCCAGAUGACCCUCAGUCGUCAGGGCUCCAGUGAGAACCCGGAGACGGCCCCCAUGUACCAGGCCGUCCCCAGCGUGCUGCCCCAGCACCCCCCUCCCCAGACAGGCUACAUCAUGACCCCGGGGGGCCAGCCCCUGGCCCCGCCGUCUGGCUACCAGCCCGCCUCGGGGCACCCUCCACCGCCCCCCCCUCCCCCCUCCCAGCCUGUCAUGCAAGCCCCGCCCCCCACCCAGGGAUACAUGCAGGCUCCGCCCCCUCAGCAGAUCCAGGUAUCAUAUUACCCUCCAGGGCAGUUCCCCAACACAGGCCAACAGUACCCCUCCUCUGGCCAACAGUACCCCAACACUGGGCAACAAUACCCCAACACGGGGCAACAGUACCAGUCGUCGGGGCAACAGUACCAGUCGUCAGGGCAACAGUACCAGUCGACGGGGCAACAGUACCAGUCGUCGGGGCAACAGUACCGGCCAAUGACGCACCAAGUGACCUACCCUGCCCAGCGCUCCCAGCCCAUGGCCCAGGCCAGCCCGCAGUCAGGGCUCCAGGCCAUGCUCCCCCCACCGCAGCCAGGCUACCAAGGCAUCCUGGGGGUGCAACAGCCCCAGAACCCCCCUCUGCUCAGCUCCCAGAGGCCUGGCAUGGGAGCACAGAUGCAGGGCAUGAUGGUCCAGUACCCUCCCAUGCCCUCCUAUCAGGUGCCCAGUGAGCCCCAGCAGGUGGUCCAGCAGCAGUUCCAGCCCCCCGUCAUGGUGCCAGUCAGCCAGGCUGUACAGGGGCCCCUCUCUGGGGGGGCCAUGCCUGUCUACUACAGCGUCAUCCCCCCCUCCCAGCAGAGCAGCACAAGUCCCACGGUGGGGUACCUGCAGUCCCCCAGUUCUGAACAGUACCAGAUGACCCCCUCCCCUUCCCCCUGCAACCCUCAACAGAUGCAGCAGCAAUACUCAGGAGUGCCAGCCCCAGGGCCUGGUGUGAUGGUGAUGCAGCUCAGUGUCCCUAACGGGCCACCCCCUUCCCAGAACCCCCCCAUGGUGCAGUGGAAUCCCUGCAAGUACUACAGUCUGGAGCAGAGAGCCAGCAAGCCUGCAGAACAGCAGGCCAGUCCCCAGAUGAACAGCCCCCUGGCCUCCCCUGCCCAGUCUCCCACCCCCUCCCCCUCCAGCAGUGUCCCGGGCCUAGGGCCCCUCCCACUCAUCCCCCAGUUCCCACGGCCUGGGGGCCCCGCACAAGGUGAUGGUCGUUACUCUCUGCUAGGUCAGCCCCUCCAGUACAGCCUGUGCCCUCCUCCCUUGAUGCUCAACCAAUCAGCUUACAACUCCCACCAGAGCCAGGUGGUGAUGAAGCAUGGGAGGGGGAAAAGGCAGACCCUCAAAUCUGCCUCCACAGAUCUGGGGACCACUGACGUAGUGGUGAGCCGGGUGCUGGAGGUGACAGACCUGCCGGAGGGCAUCUCUCGUCCAGAAGCUGAGAAGCUCAUCCAGCAGCUAUCUCUCUGCGGGGCCCAGAUCCAGUGGCUGAGGGACCCCCAGGGGGGCCGGGGGGCUGGGGGGGGCCGGGGGGAUGGGGGCGACCCUGCCCACCUGUACACAGUGGUGGCUGUGUUUCCCAGCACCAUGGCCGCUCAGAGUGCUUCCUUCAAACUCAACAACAGCGGUGGCGGCCUUUUCAAACUGAGAGCUGCCAAGCAGAACUAUGACCUGCGGGUCCUGGAGAGAGCCAGCUCUCAGUGAGGAGGGGGUGGGGGGGAGGGGCGGGAGGAGAGGAGGAGGAGAAGGAGGAGGAGGAGGAGGAGGAGGAGGAGUUGAGCCGUGGCGCUGGAGUCGGUCUGCUAAUCUACCGUUCUUUUGUGUGUUUCUGUUUCUUUUGUAUUUGUACCUACAGAGCACAAGACACGGAAGCAUGUGUUUCACUGUUGCUAACACACACAGAUACACACACACACACACACACACACACUUCCAUUCACACAGAUACACACACACACAGAUACAGGCAUACACAGACGCACACCUCCAUACACACUCAUGGAUAGUCCCAUACACGCAUACACACACACAUGCAUACACACACACACGCAUAAUCCCCCCCCACACACACAGCCAGGCAACAGGUUCACGUAGCACAUACAAGAACACACCGGACAGUCAACCUCCAGCAAAUUCUCCCAUUCUCUCACCUCCCCUCCUCUCCUCCUCUCUUGUUCAUGCUUUUUCCUCCUCGUCGAUCCCCUCCGUAUCUCACUUAUUUAUAACCUUUCAUACGCGCUCUAGCUCUGCCUCUCUCGCCUUCCUCCAUUCCUUUCUUUCACUUUCUUUCUUUCUCUGUCUCUCUCUCUCUCUCUCUCCCUCUGCCAUGUCUGCUGCUUUUCCUGGGGUGACCCUCCUCCUAGCGUCUGUUUGCUUGUCUGCUGUUGUGGGUUGCUGUAUCUCUCAGUUCCUCUCUGAAGAGUAAUGUUCAUUUUCGGUUCGAUAUAUUUAUAUAAGUGACGUAAGGAAUAAAAUAAAUCUAUAUAUUCAGUGAUUUUUUCAGUGGAUAAGUUUAGGCCCCAUGACCCCAUGACCCCCUGAUCCCUUCACUCCCUCUCCCCCCUCCCCCCUACUCCCUCCCCCCCAUCCUCCCCCCCCCCACCCUCCCUAGUUCCCCUCUCCCCCACCCUCCCCCCUACUCCCUCUCCUAGUUGUGAUUUUGUUGACAGCUGUGCACAAUGUAUCAGAUGUAGUUAAGAGAGCACUAUGAUUGCAUAUGUCUACUGUACAUUUUAUUUAAUCUGUUAUUUUUUUUGUUUGUUUUUAAAAACAUAAAAGUGGAAAAAAAACUGC